Messenger RNA from Paramecium tetraurelia, 2388 nucleotides. RefSeq lists its product as uncharacterized. Gene Ontology annotation, biological process: protein phosphorylation. The transcript has 3 exons. Lineage: Eukaryota; Ciliophora; Oligohymenophorea; Peniculida; Parameciidae. Gene Ontology annotation, molecular function: ATP binding; protein kinase activity. The record is from RefSeq and is a predicted model, not a curated record.
AUGAAAAUGAGAUUUAUAGGAGAAUCAAAUUACUGGGAGAAGGGUCUUUUGGAAAGGCAUAUUUGGUGGAAGUGCAUCCAAGAUGGAACUCUUUGUGUAAUCAAACAAGUAGAUUUAAAUUAAAUGAAAGAAGAUGAAAGAAGAGAAACAAUCAAAGAAGCAAGAAUUUUAGAAGCUCUGAGACAUCCUAACAUAGUUAAAUUUAGGGAAGUCUAUAAAACAAAAAAGGGUAGGUUAUGCAUUGUAAUGGAUUAUGCAGAUGGUGGUGAUUUAAGUAAUAAAAUCAAACAGACAGGAUCGUGUCUCUUUAGUGAAGUAUAGAUCCUUGAUUGGUUCACAUAAAUAUGUUUAGCAAUUAAACAUGUUCAUGAUAGAAAAAUCAUACACAGAGAUUUAAAAACCUAAAAUAUAUUUCUGACUCAAGAUGGAAUAAUCAAACUUGGAGAUUUUGGAAUUGCCAGAGUUUUGAAUCACACCAGAGAAAAGUGCAAGACAAUUGUAGGAACUCCCUAUUAUUUGUCCCCUGAAAUCAUUGAAAGUAGGGAUUACUCAUUCAAAACCGAUAUCUGGUCUUUGGGCAUUAUACUGUAUGAACUCUGCGCGCUCAAACCUCCAUUUAAUGCAGAAUCCUUGCAUGGAUUAGCCCUUAAAAUUGUUAGAGGCCAAUACAACCCCAUUCCUGACAAAUUCUCCACCAACAUGAGGUAAUUAAUCUCUUCCUUGCUCCAAGUUGAUCCCAAUCGAAGACCCAAUAUUCAUGAAGUCUUGAAGAUGCCAAUCAUAGUCAAUAGAAUCAGAAGUGUCUUAUCAGAAAGUAUAAGGAAUGCAGAGUUUUCCCAUACUAUUCUUCACAAACAGAACUUUGUUAAUCAUAAUUUGAUAGUCCCAUACGAUACUGAGUUGAGAAGUGUAUGUUCGUAGCCAAACCUUGGUAAAAUUUAAUAGCAAUAACCAUUACAAUAAUAAUAUUAAUAAUAACAAUAGCCAAGCAAUUAUUUAUUGGCAUUUAAUGCAAGAGGCUAGCCAUAAAAUAAUUUAUUAAAACAGAAACAAUUAUAUCAAUAGCAUCUACCAUAAAACUAUGACUACAUAUCUAAACCAACUCAACAAAAUUAUAAUCCAUAUAUGAAUUAUCAAAAAUACCAAUAAAACAAAUAAUAAUAACAACAACCAUAAUAAAUAUAACCUUUAUAAGUUAAUAAUAAUAGACCUAAUAUCUCACCAUUAAAUCCAUAAAGGAAUGAAAAAUCACCUUAUUAUGAUGAUAGAUCGCCAUUAAGCAAAUCACCAUUUAAUAAAGAUGUUAGAGACAAAUCUCCCUUUGAAAUUUAAAGAGAAUAAGUCAGAUAAUAAAUUAAAAGAAAUGAAGAAAAAUUUCAAUAACUUUAAGAAAAUAAAAUAAAAUACUUAUAACCUGAUAAGUAUGAAUUACCUAAGCUAUCAAGGGAACCAUAUUCAUAACCAUAAAUCCAAUAUAAAUAUUAAAAAUAAUAAUCUGAUCCUGUGUCAGUCAAAGACCCAGUUAGAUUGGAACCAAUCAAUAAUAAUUAAUAACAAUAAAAGUCAGAAUAAUAAUAAUAGCAAAAAAUUGAUUUGCAAUAAAAAAUAGAGCAACAAUUACAAUCUCAAUAUCCUUCAUCUUCUAGAGAACAAAAAGAAUAAAGAGAUAGUGUGUAUCAAGCACCUCAGACUGAAAGAGUAUAAGUAGCUCAAUACAUUUCCCAACCCCCUCCAACUCAAUAAUAAUAAUAAGUUGAUCCUAUCUAAAAAACUGAAUCAGUAAAACCAAGCAAACUACAAUUAAAAGAAAGUCAACUAAUCCUUUAAGAAAUAAGAGAAAUAAAAAAUGAUACUAAGGAUGAUAGAGAAAAGAUGAAAUAACUAAUGGAAAUCAAAAGAUAAAGAAAUAGUAACACAUAAUCAGAAAUCUAAGAAGUUAUUAAGGAAGCAUCCAAGAAUUCAGACGAAUAAGAAGAUGAAGCAUCUUAAUUACUAGCAGAGUUAGAAGAUAUAGUUAUAGCUGCUGAGGGUGGGGAUGUGAAACAUUCAUAAGUAAUUAAUGUAGGUGAUGGUGAUUUAAUCAAUAUGUAACAAUCAGUUAGGGAAAGUGUGGACAGAGAGGAUGAUGAGAGUUUGGAAUAGAAAUCAAAUGCAUCAAAUGAAAACGGAGAAAGAGAAAGCUUUUAAGAUGAUGAAGACAUCGUUUGUGAAACUCCUAAAGAAUUGCUUUAUCAAUUACUCUUAAGACAAAUUGGUUAGGAAUAAUUGACCAAAGCUUUAAAUAAAAUAUAAAAUGCUUAUUCCUAGGAUUAUGUCAAUCUAAUGCAAAACGGCCUAGAUGAGUUGUAAUAAUAUAAGGCACUUAUAUUCAUGUAUGAAUGCAUGUGA